CUCGGAAGAUGAGGUGGAUGUGCUCUUACAUGGCACUCCUGACCAGAAGCGGAAGCUGAUACGGGAGUGCCUGACUGGGGAGAGCGAGUCCUCCAGUGACGAUGAGUUCCAAAAGGAGAUGGAAGCGGAACUGAACACCACCAUGAGGACUAUGGAAGACAAAUGGCAAUCGCCAGAAAUGGGUACAUCCUCCAGUACUGGGCAGACUGGACCCGCCACCGCUUCAAAAUACUAUGAUGAUAUUUACUUUGAUUCUGAUUCAGAGGAUGAAGAUAAAAUAGUUACACAGGACAUCCGGAAAAACAGAAAACAUCAGCAACGUCGGAUUCUUUCCAACGAUGAACUGCUGUAUGACCCAGAGGAAGACAGUAGAGACCAAGAGUGGGUAGACUCACAGAGGAGGGGGUACCGUAAUCAAAGAAGGGUGCUGCAGCAGCAGCAAAAACCUACAGCUGUUCCAAAUAGUGAUGCUGUUUUGAAUUGCCCUGCUUGCAUGACAACGUUAUGCCUGGACUGCCAGAGACAUGAAUCUUACAAAACGCAGUACAGAGCCAUGUUUGUGAUGAACUGUGUUGUUAAUAAAGAGGAAAUUCUGAAAUACAGGAAGAAGCCAAAGAAAAGAAAUAAGAAAAUGAAGCACAGCAAAGAAACUGCCUCUGUACAGUCAAAUCAAGAAGAGGAGGAGGUGUAUCAUCCAGUAUUGUGUACUGAAUGCUCAACUGAAGUGGCAGUAAUGGAUAAAGAUGAAGUUUUUCACUUCUUCAAUGUUCUAGCCAGCCACUGCUAAUGUGCAAAAGCAGAGGGAAAAAAUCCUGCACUGCUUUAAGACUAUGUCAGAAAUGCAGGCAUGUUAGCCUUUUUUAAGUAUGGUCUUCUAAAUGUACAUUUUCAUCAGAGAACUUCUAAACUUUGUGCAAAGUUUACGAAGGAAAUACAGUUCCCAGAGUGCAUUUGAAAGUGAUACUCUUUCACUCCGUCAGGUGGUCCAUCAUUGGGGAUUUAAAAUUUUGUAAAUAUAAUGUAAGUUCUGUGUAUUGUGAUCAUUCCCUGUAUAUAUACUAUCCAUUAGCUCAGUAUGUGUUAGAACUGCUGCUUAAAAUAAAUACUGUAUAGUAACU
Molecule: messenger RNA, 1118 nt
Organism: Nestor notabilis (Kea)
Lineage: Eukaryota; Metazoa; Chordata; Aves; Psittaciformes; Psittacidae
Gene: EAPP
Product: E2F-associated phosphoprotein
Exons: 5
Biological process (GO): positive regulation of cell population proliferation
Cellular component (GO): nucleus
Source: RefSeq, a predicted model, not a curated record